CUCAGGUCAAUUCCGCGUCAUGAAAAACAUGGCGGAUUAGUGUGUGCAUGGGGUCCGCUACUUGCCACCCUUCGUCGAUAAAUUAAAGCUUAUUUCUCCCAGCAAACGACAUAUUCUUGAACAGGUCAAAAUGUUUCGUCGGUCAAGAUUUAGUAUCCGGCCCAAUGUUGGUACGACAGGGAAAACAGCAGCAACACCUCCGGAAGCCCCGUCAGAAAAUCAGGAGACCAAUGAGACCCCCAAAGACGUCAGUGAGAGCUGCGCUGCUGCUGCUGCUGUGUCAGAUAACAAGCCUGUUGUGACCCCAUCAGAAAAACCUACAGUCCCAGGGGAUGGUAACGAUCAACAUGGGGAAGGUACCAGCUCCUCAGCAGCAGUCCAGAGAAGGAAGCGCGUUUCCAUCAAGCCCAAAGUGGCCCCAGGCCGCCCCUCCACCCUUGCUCGGACAGCAAAAACCCCUGCCAAGGCAGACUCUGAAACUCCUGUUGAAGUCCCUGGCUCAGACCUUGACAAGCCAACUACAUCCAGCCAAACUGGGACGUCAGCAGCCCCUCAGAGACUCCAGUCCCCAAGGAGACGGAGACUUUCAGAAGAGAGCAAGCAGCUUAAAAUUCAACCCAAAGCCACCCUCAUCCCUUCUGACAGCUCAGAACCUUCAGUUGUUCCUACAGCGGAGGACUCUCCAGAACAAACCCAUCUGCCGACGGACUGUGGCAAAGAAAUAGAAAGCACGUCAGGCAGUCAAGGUAAAGAAGUUAAACCAGAUAAAGUCCCCCUCUCUCUACCAGACAAAGAAGCUGUCGAGAUAUCAGAGAAAGCCAAGACUCUAGUGUCAUCUAAGAGUAGGCUUUCACUGUCGGCACCAGCGUUCUCCUUGAGUAGACUCCUGAAUGACCCGUCAGACUUACAGAGGCUUGCAAAGGCGCGAAAACUCAGAGAGUUGCUCAAACAGGAAAUACACAAAGAAAAGAAAAUCAAGAAAGCUAAGGCACGUGCACAGGAAUAUAAUUUAGAUCCGGCCAAAAUGACCAUGAGGGACCUCAUCCGUUAUCUGCCACUGUCUAACCCCAUGACAUCUUGUUUAGAAGACACGGUUCCAGAGAAUGAGACUGUGGUCCCGCCUUCUCCAGAGAGAGAGAAGUCACCAGUGAAAGUUAAGGAACCUGAUGUGGUCCCUAAAAUGGCAAGCCCGAGGGAGGAGGAAGUGGCAGAGGCAGAGGCGGAGACAGAGGUGGAGGCGGAGGCGGAGGCAGAAGCGGCGGCAGAUGAGGAGGCAGAUGAGGAGGCGGAGGCAGGCGAGGAGGAGGAUGAUGACGGCAUGAUGGUUCCCCAGGUCAAAGUAGCAGAGGAUGGCUCACUGAUCAUUGAUGAAGAGAGCUUGACGGUGGAAGUCCAGCGAGCCAAAGGACCAAAUCCAGCGCAGGAUCGAGACCCCAUCUUUGAGCGUGGCUCCACUACAACAUACUCAAGCUUCAGGAAAGGGACCUAUUCGAAACCCUGGUCCAGCGAAGAGACAGACAUGUUCUUCCUGGCCAUCAGCAUGGUGGGGACAGACUUUUCCAUGAUUUGUCAACUGUUUCCUCACAGAGCUCGCUCAGAGAUAAAGAACAAAUUUAAAAAAGAGGAGCGAGAGAAUUCCUGGAGGAUUGACAAAGCUUUCCGAGAUAGACGCAAACUGGACAUUGAAUAUUUUUCUAAGCUGCUAGAGAAGAUUCUGGAAGUUCAGAAAAACAGGAAGAAACUCAAGUCACUCGCUGAGAAGAAAUCCCCCAAGAAGCGCAAGAGAAAAUCAAAGGGCAAAAAAGCUGGAAGGAAACUGAGUGAUGUGGAGGAAGAAGAUGAGGAAGAGCAAAAAGAAUGUCCUGACUUGGAGAAGGAGGGAGAGAAAGAGAAUGAGGACCUCUGUAAUGAGGGAGGAACCACUGAUGUUAAGCCUAAGAAGAAACGCAAAAGAAAGAAUGCCUCGACUGAGGAACCAAAUGAUAAGAAAAACAAAAAGGGUGAAACGAGCAAUGAACAAGAUGAGGCCCUUAUGCCUGGAGACACCGAAGCAGCACUCCCUGAGGACUGUCCAAAAUCAGACAUGUCUGAAAAGACUGAGAGUGUGAAUGAAGCCGAGGACAUCUCAAUCAAGCCAGCUAAACUCUCCCGAGGCCGAGCCCCAAAACCUCUUCUGCCUUUGGGCCGGAAGUAUGGUAAGAAGCCCCCACCGCCCUCUACAAAGACCAACGAUAACCCAUCAGAUAAAGAGGAUGAGAGUGUGAUUGAUGGAGCCUCUGACAAGCAGGUAAAUAAAGAUGCAUCACCCUUAAGGCAAGACGAUAAGUCUGCCAAUGAUGACAUUUCCUCUGAAGAAGAGGUUGCCACCGUUCAACCUCCGAGACCUACCAGGUAUGGGAGACUACCUAAACCCACCAAGACCUUGAAUUACCCUGCCACAGAGGCUGCACACUCCACUGAAUCUGAAUCCAAUUAUGCCUCACCAGCAGGGUCCACUGCUUCUGCUGCCAGGCCUAACCCCAAAUGCACAGCCAAGAGGGGAAGAUCAUCAAAGCUGCAAUCAGCCCAAGAGUCCAAAAAGCCUAAACUAGUCACCCUUAGGGCUUCUCAGUUAGAAUACACUGAUGAUGAGGAUGAAACGCAGGGAGAAGAUGAAAAGGUGGAGGAGGAGCUGCACACUGCAUGUAGCCCCAGUAGGGACAGCACUGCCCCUGUGUUUGUGCCUGCCAGCCUGCGCUCUCCACAGCCUGUGAUUUCAGAAGUGGAAGAGACCAUGGAGGAGCUUGAUAUCUUGGCCAAUAUGCCUGAUGUGUUGGGCAUCUCCCAAGAUGCCCUGUGCCCCGAGGCCUCUUGCGAGCGAGCACAAAAUGAGACAGGCACAGCUGAACCUUGUGAACAUCAGCUGGACCUGCUUGUUGAUGUUAUCAACUUCCUUUCUCCAGAUCCUACAGAAGUGUCUGAGGACGAAAGCUACAAUGAGGCUGCUCAAACCCUAUUGACCAUUGGCAACAUGGCUCACCUUUCGCAGUCAGCACAGAAUCUAAUGGACAUACAAGAUCACAUAACAGGGACAACAUCAGUCAGUGUCAAUGAAACCACCCAAAUGCUGGAAGAAGAGAUUACAUCAAAGCCCGCUGCACAAGAGGAGAACAGUAGCACUCCUCUUAUCUCUGCAACUUCUGUUGAUGGACUCACAGAAACUGUUACCACUGUGAAGCUACAAAACAGCACGACAGACGAGGAUGACAUCCCCGUUAUUAAAUCCAGUGAUCAGACGAUUAGUUCUGAUAUGGACCCCAACCCUCAAUUACCCUCAAGUUUAGAAAGCUCAAACACAAGUUCUCCACAGACCAGGAGAGGACGAUUAUCCAAGGUGAAAACAAAACCUAACUUAGGCAAAGCCUCAAGGACUGCUCAGACAAAAUCCCAACCAGAGACAGUAACAGUCAGGACAGCUGAAGAGAGCCACAUGGAUGCUCCUGACGUUUCUCAAGCCACUGAGACACUAUCCGCUGCAGAGGAAGCCCCAAAGGUAGCAGACUCUAGUAAAACAUUGUUAAAAGAUGACAUUUCUUGUAUAGAAGUCAAACGUACAGAAGAGCCAUCUGGCACCAGGAAGAGUCGAUUCCAGAAAGUCAAACCCAAUCUCAACCUAGCACAGACAUCAAGGACUGUGCGUUCUAAACCUCAAACCACCAACGACAUGCUAGAAAAAGACUCAGACCCAUCUCCAAACCCAAAAUUCCAUGAAAAGAUAAUAGUAGAGGUUGAAGCAGAGCCAACUUGCACCACCUCUUCUGAACAACCAAGUGAAAGUCAAAGUCCUGCUUCAGAUUUGAUACCAUUGUUGGAUUUGGGAACUACUCUUACAGAGGAAUUGUCUACAACCGAGAAGAAAGAGACAGACCGUGGAGUUGUUGGCCAGAUGGAAUCAGAUGCAGUAACAUCACAUCAGAGUGCCUCAGAAAAUCAGAACUUGUCUGAAGCCCAGUUUGAAGCCAGGAGAGAACAGGUCACCAGAGACAAAAGGCAAACAUCUGGGUCUACAGAUAAAGUACUGAUGUCUCAUGUUGGGACCACUGAGAGUAGCUGUAAUAAUUCACUGACAUCUGAUGCAGCAGUUACAGAAUCACAGACUGGACAAGGGUCAAACAUUGACUCAACCCCAGUCCAAGAGAGCAGCGACCUACCAACUCCAUGUGUUACACCUGCAGAAGAGUUACCUGUCUGUAAGAUAGAAGAGAGUGAAGUCAGAUCUACUCGCCAGACCAGGAUGAGUCGAGUCCAGAAAGUCAAACCCAAUCUCAACCUAGCACAGGCAUCAAGGACUGUACGGUCUAAAACUCAAACCACAAAAGAUGCCAUAGAGAAACACUCCAACCCAACUCCAAACCUCAAAUUAGAUGGAAAGACAAUAAUAGAGAUUGAAGCAGAGCCAACUUGUAGCACCUCUCCUGAACAACCAAGUCCUUGUCCUGCUUCAGUUUUGAUACCAUUGUUGGAUUUGGGGACUACUCUUACAGAGGAAUUGUCUACAACUGAGAAGAAAGAGACAGACCGUGGAGUUGUUGGUCAGAUGGAAUCAGAUGCAGCAACAUCACAUCAGAGUGCCUCAGAAAACCAGAACUUCUCUGAAGCCCAGUUUGAACCCAGUUUGGAACAGAGCACCAUUGACUCGAGGUCAACAUCUGGGUCUACAGAUGAGGUACUGAGGUCACAUGUUGGGGCAAUGGAGAGUAGUUAUAAUAAUCAAGUGACAUCCGACACAGCAGUCACAGAAUUGCAGACUGGACAACGGUCAAACGUAGACUCAACCCCAGUCCAAGAGAGCAGCAACCUACCAGCUCCAUGUGUUACACCUGCAGAAGAGUUACCUGUCUGUAAGAUAGAACAGAGUGAAGUCAGAUCUACUCGCCAGACCAGGAUGAGUCGAGUCCAGAAAGUCAAACCCAAUCUCAACCUAGCACAGACAUCAAGGACUGUACGGUCUAAACCUCAAACCACCAAAGACCCUGUCACACCUAUGCAGCUUGCAGAGACACACUCCAGCCCAACUUCCAGGUCUGAUUCCACUGACGAAGCACAACCAACUUGCAGUACCACCCCUCCUGAAAAACAAAGCCAAAUUAAGAGUACUGGCACAGCUUCAGUGUCGGUACCAUCAUUGGAAUUAUGCUCUUCUCAUAAAACCACCGAUGAAUUAUCUUCAACAGAGAAGCAAAACAUAGAUGUUGGAUGUGGACUAGACUCAAACUCGGAGGGCUCCGGACAAAAUGUGCUUCACAGAAGGCAACGUUUUCCCAAAGUCAAACCUAAACCCAAUUUAGGCUCCUCUCCUCGAACUACACAAACAAAACUGCAGUCAAGUGUUAUCAGUAAACCUUUAGAACAGUGCCAUAUGGACACCUCUUUAACCACAGAACAACAGCCUGUGGACAAUAACAACGCACAAUCAGAACUGGAACUCGCAGAGACAGACGGCAAGCACUUGACUUCAACACAUUGUUCAUUACGUACAGAACUUAUCAGCUCAACAUUAAGACCUGCAGAAUCAGAUAAGUCACUAGACCGCACAAGUGAUAAGGGUAUGUCCUUUGACGGUGUCGUCAUAGCAUCAUCUUGGGUCGCUGAGAAUCAGUCUGUGCUGACAGACUCAGUCUUUGAAAAUGAGAGGAGUGAAAAACCUGCAGUAGAAGGGGAAUCCACAGGGGACAAAAUGUCAAAUAAUGAUAAGGUGGAGGCUGGACCUGCUUCGCAACAGGAAAAAUCCAUUAAAGCUACAGAGACAAAUACCCAACCAACAGCAGUUUCAGAUGUCCAGUCUUCAAAAGAUGGUUCAACAGAGUCAUCAUUGGAAGAUAUAUGCCCGACUAUUACACAGUCGACACCAGAUUCAAAGGAAAGAACUGAAACUAAUCAAACAGCUGCCCGAAGCACUGAUGACAAUCAGUCGGAGCCAACCGACUCUCCCUCAAGAAAAGCUCCCCAGACUCGUAGAGCCAGGCUUAUUAAACCCAAACCCAGCCUGGGACGCAGCAGACGACCUCUACAACCCCAACAAGUCCAGAAUACAAAACAAGCAGAAGCAGAAAUUGGUACUUGCUCAGGUGUGGAUGGUGUGUCUGAACGUCGACCUGACAUCCAAGAACCAGUAGAGGGAGCUAUUGAACAAUGUAGGGACCAAAUUCCCUCUCCAAAUGUAGCUGGAUCCGCUCCGGGUUGUUUGGCACAAGUACGUGACAGUUGUACUCAGGAUGCAUCAACGUCAAGUACCCAAAGUCGUCCAAGUCUCACAAGAUUUCCAGACAUGCGGCAGGAACCUUCAGAUGCAGAUGAACCGUUCUUCAUCCUCUCUCUGACAGAGAUCCCAGUCUGCUCAUCUGGGGCGGCAGUGGGCAGUGUGCCUGAGCCCCUCCCUUAUCUUCAUGUAACAGAUGCAUCAAUAGAGCAACAGAGUAUUCCUGGAGAGAGUUUGGGAGCAGCAGGAGACAGGCCUCUCUCUAAUGUCCCUGUGCCUGCCAUGGAGGAGAGUGGUGAGACAGGCCUCAUCAAUGUGAAAGACAUUGGGCCGGACCCAGCUGCAUAUAUAGGUUCGAUCGUGGGGAAUCCAGUGGAUCCACAUGAGAGUACUACAGUUCAUCCAUCUAAAGGACAAGAGACAAUAGAGAAUAAUGAUGAGACCCCCCCUACAAAGCAGAGACUAAUGGGCACUAGAAGAAGAGAACCAGCCAAACUGCAGGUUAAGCCCAAUAUUACAAAGAGGAAACAAGCCAGCAAGACCCUCGCUGCAAAGAAAGCUGAGUCCAUCUCCAUCCAAACAAACACCCCCCAGCUCUCAGAGCUUCCUGGGCCUUCUGUGCCGUCAAAAGCCUUCGAUGAUGUUGUCACUGAGCCACAGAAAGGAAGUGGUCAUCAUGUAGAUGUGGAAAAGGAGAAAAGAAAAGGCAAAGGUUCCCUUUCCUUGGUUUCUGAGACAAACAUCGUUGCACCUGCAAGCGAUUCUCCACCUGGCAAAGCAGCUUCCAAGAGCUCUAAGUUCAAAACUCCCCGCGCAGCAGGAAAGAAAACUCCCCCAGCACAUGUAGCCUCAACAUCAUAUGAUGUCGCUCCCACACCUAGCCCGACACAUUCGGCAGAGGACACCCACUCCUCUACCACAUCCUCAACUCAAACGGAGGCUGUCGUCGUAAAGACUUCUGAGCGCAGCCGACCAUGUUCAGACCAAAGUCCGAGCACCUCCCCGUGUCCAGCUGAGGUUUCAGCUUCUCAGCAGAGUGACUGUGUGGAGAGCAGCUCUAUAGAGGAGGAGCCCACCAGUGUGUCUCAGUACUUCUUAAGUGACAUUUUUACAGAAGUUGAAGAGGGAUGAAAGAGAGGCAGGAAGGGUGGCGUUCCCUUUUUACAUUUGUGUUUUGUUAAGUUAUGUCUGUAAAGGUUAAUUUAUAACUAACUUGUUUUUGUUGCUUUUGCUGUCAGUUGUAAUGAAAUGAAGCUACAUGUACUAUACUUUCACAAGCACUUUGAACAUUUUUAAUUUACUGAAAUGUCUUUUUAAAAAGCCAGUAGUUCACAUAAUAAGUAUUGAGUUGUACAAAUUAAUAACUAAAACACUGGUAAAUCACUAGUUUGGUUUAAAGAGGAGGCAGCAUUUCCCCAAUAAUUCAUUAUGUUUCAAGCCUCAGAUUCCUUCAUUUGCUUAUUAAUUAUUAUUAUUAACUACCUGGGAUAUAUUGUACAGAAGCAAACUGGUUUAUGAGUUUUUUGUUUUAAUGCAGGCCACGACUUUGGUCUAAUGAAGAAGAACAUUACUUGACAUCAUGUACAGUUAUACGCUAAAAUGAACGACCCUUUUUUAUAAUGCCUCUUCUGUGUGUUCAUGUGCACAUUUUCAAUUAUCGAUUCUCAUCCUACAAGCAGAGGUUAGUCAAACUUUAUUUAAGGAGAAUGUUCUGCCAGCAAGCUUUCAUUGAGAGGUUUGUUGUAAUGUGUAUAUAGUGUUCAAAAAGGUCCUUGUACAGAUUCACAGCAUUCUCAACAUGUUUGAUACUUGAAACAAAAACACAUCAUGUGUUAUCUUUAACUGUUUUAUUAGUUCAUUAACAGUAAAACGUUGAAUUCUGUAAGAUCUGAAUAAAACACAUUCUUCCUCCACAACUUGA
Messenger RNA from Cottoperca gobio, 8159 nucleotides. RefSeq names its product transcription factor TFIIIB component B'' homolog. Lineage: Eukaryota; Metazoa; Chordata; Actinopteri; Perciformes; Bovichtidae. Gene Ontology annotation, cellular component: transcription factor TFIIIB complex. The record is from RefSeq and is a predicted model, not a curated record. Gene Ontology annotation, molecular function: TFIIIC-class transcription factor complex binding. Gene Ontology annotation, biological process: RNA polymerase III preinitiation complex assembly.